Messenger RNA from Pseudomassariella vexata, 477 nucleotides. RefSeq lists its product as uncharacterized. The record is from RefSeq and is a predicted model, not a curated record. The transcript is spliced from 4 exons. NCBI's taxonomy places the organism in Eukaryota, Fungi, Ascomycota, Sordariomycetes, Amphisphaeriales, Pseudomassariaceae. The coding region runs from base 122 to 427 and encodes 101 amino acids.
AUGGAAUAACGUUCACCGUACCGGCACGCCUCAGGCAGAGAGCAACCAAUCCCCGCGAUGGCCUUUGAACCAGCGCCUACGAAGACUUACCAUACGGACAUUGAUCGGGGCCAAUUUAACAAUGGCCAGCACAAUGGCAAAUUUCCUAGGCUUGAUCAUCCUGGACGGUGAACCGGCAUGGAUAUGUCUCUUAUCAUGCAAAAUAGACAUUGUCUUCUCCGCCUUCGUCAUUCACUGGAUGACGCAAAAGUCUUCAGUCCACUCAACGCUUCUAACUAUCGAAUUGAAUGCGGAACCGGAAUACUUCAUCGUCAAUCCCUUCCAUCGAUCAAGUACUGAACAUGAAACGGGAAAUGUAAACAAUGUUGUAAUUAGUAAUAGCGAUCCCGCGAGGACGGACGGCGAAGAUGAACAUUUUACCGGAUGAGGCGUACCAGCCUGCGUGGACUCGACAUAUAACUAGCUUCCCACUUCCCU